Gasterosteus aculeatus aculeatus (three-spined stickleback) is the source of this 1832-nucleotide messenger RNA. RefSeq names its product ADP-ribosylation factor-like 9 (gene arl9). The record is from RefSeq and is a predicted model, not a curated record. Lineage: Eukaryota; Metazoa; Chordata; Actinopteri; Perciformes; Gasterosteidae. Gene Ontology annotation, molecular function: GTP binding; GTPase activity.
CGCAUCGACAACACUGCGCAGUGGGACCCGGAAGUAGCGGUCGGAGGCGCUUCCUGCCCGUUGAUUAAUCCACUUGUUGAGCAGCUGCGGAGGAAGGAGAGCUCAACAACACGCGCGCACACACACACACACACACAAAAGCUUCACCGAAACUUCCACAAUGGCGGAAGCUGACGGAUAAGAAGCGGGCCCGAACAAAAGAGGGACCGGGCGGUUGAAGCGCCAUGUUCGGUCUGAGGAAUGCCGGGGUCGUCGGCGCCUCGCUGGCCGUCGCGGGGGGAGUCGCGUAUUGCUUCUGGAGCUACGCGUCCUCCUCCGGGGAGACGAAGCCCCGAACGCGGGUGGAGAAAUACGUUAAAAGCGCCGAAGAGGAAGAGGAGGAGGAGAUGAUGAGGAGGAGGAGCGGCGUCGCGACAGAACCGACCCCCGUGGUUCCCGUCGCCGCGGUGCCGCCGGUCGCUGCGGAACGCGGGGACUCAUCGGAGCAGUCUGAGGCCGGGUGGUCCGCCGCGGGGACCCAGGUGCUGGUUCUGGGUCUGGACGGCGCCGGUAAGACCAGCCUGCUGCACUGCUUCUCCACCGGGUGCCUGGAGCAGGACGUGCAGCCGACGGAGGGCUUCAACGCCGUCUCCAUCAGCCGGGAGGACCUGCGCAUCGAGUUCCUGGAGAUUGGAGGCAAAGAGGCGCUGCGGCCCUACUGGGGGAGGUACCUGUCCAAGGCCCUGCUGCUGGUGUUCGUGGUCGAUUCCGCCAACCCGGCGCUUUUCCCCGUCGCUAAGCAGCAUUUGCACGAGCUGCUGGCGUCCGCGCCUCGUCUGCCUUUGAUGGUUCUGGCCAACAAACAGGACCUCCCAGGAAGCUGCGGCAUCACCGACCUCCACGACGCGCUCUCUCUGUCCGAGGCCGGUGACCGCCGCCUGUUCCUCAUCGGCACCCACGUGGGGAGGGGCCGGGCGGAGCUCGCCUCCGGCGUCCAGGACGCCCGGGACCUGAUCAUGCAGAUGGUUUGUGACGGCAGAUAGAAACCGUCUCUCUCUCUCUCGGCCCGCUGGGUUCUCGGCGCACAGCGACAGCAGGUUCUCUGCAGCUUUUCCACUUUGACGACAGCCACCUGUUUAUUUAUGAGAAAAAGUGAAUAUUUCUUUUGUCCUUUGGUAAAGACUCUGGAUUUUAAAGUGUAAAACUUUUUUAGUAAGUAAGAGUAAAUUAGUUAAGUUAAUCAGGGCUGUUCUCGGUCCACAGAAUAUUGAAUACACUGAGCAAAGGUCAAUACAAAGUACUAAAAACCAGGCUGGCGUCUCAGUCUGACACAGUCAGCGAUGGUGCGAAUCAGGACUUCUGGGUAUUUACGCUCUUGGAACUGUUGGCUCUUUCUGCCGGGGUCAAACAGGUCAAACCUACUUACUAAGAUACUCCGAAGCAGUUGAGCCUUCUGAUGUUGUGAUGACAUGUAAACUAUAAAACAUAAUAAAGCGCAGCUCCAACACGGCUGUGAAGUAAAUACUGUUGGCAUUUCUUAUUGAAUGAGCAAAUAAAUAGUCACCAAACUUGCACGCUUUAGUACUACCAAAUCACUUUGUAUCGUUGUCUUUAAAGCUUUAAAACGGUUUAUGACACGUUCAUUGAAAGGAGCGUCUCAAAAUAAAUGUUUAAUUUAUUUUGCUGCUAAAUGCAGUUUUUUUUUUUUUUUAGUGAGAUCUGCUUAAUUAAUCAUCCGGUAACUUCAGGGCGAAAGUUCACAUGUUACACUUGUCUAGAAAUGUCUAAUAUACAGUGUUGCUCAACAGUCUUAUGUACACUUUUUUCAGACUUAAAUAAAUCGUUUUGACUAA